UUUUUCGCUUGCAAAAAAAGAGGUGGGGCAUGUUCGCCUAGCAGCCACCACAGCUCAAACACCAGCUAGACCACACACAAAAUGACAACCAUACUGUUUGCUCAGCCCACUAAGACCAGUCAGUUGGAGCCAGUGAUGGUGCAGCUAGCUGGAGACAGGCUGGUUGUGAGUCAACACGAUAUGGUCCAUGAGGACAUACUGGCUAACAAUGAGAUCUAUGACGAUCGAGUCAUCACUUUGGAGAGGGGAGAGAAUGGACUUGGAUUUUCCAUUCAGGGUGGUACUGAUUUCAAGUGCCCAAUAAAAAUAUACAAAAUUUUUGAAGGGUCGCCAGCAGAGAACAGUGGGUUGGAUGAGCGCGAUGUGAUCUUUGAGGUUAACAGAAUUUCAAUGUGGGGAAAGACUCAUGAAGAAGCUGCUCACAUAAUUAGAACUACUGGAGAUGAAGUUCAACUUCACGUUGGAAAGCUAAGAGAUAUCGAUAUAGACGACCCACAGAGAUAUAACGAUCAGUGGCUCAUAAUGGCAGACGUACCUCUCAAGAUGGCCUCUGUCACACGCUACCAGCAUGGGACUGCUAUACCAAAACCGAACCAAAUUCAAGUUACGAGUAAAAAUGGGCGCUCAAAAGUGACUCUUCACUGUCACGAAGAUUCCUCUCAGCAAUUGUCUGAAUGCUCCAAGCAAAUAGAGCAGAUAAUUAGUGAGCUCACAAGACUUGAGAUGGACAAUUACAACACUGACGCUACUGCAAAUGAUCAGGUCUUGCUCAUGGGCUGGGUAACUGAACAUCUCCCCUCAGCUGCAAACACGAAAGUUUGGCAACGGAAAUUUCUAGUGCUCAGAAACUUCCAACUACAAAUCUACAAUACACCUCCCGAAGAAAUAAGUGAGUGGGAGAGACCAGAAAAGAGCUACAAGCUUCUGGAGAUGAGUGUGCAAGUACUGCAGCCACACUCGUUUCAAGAUCAACGUGCAAACUCGAUAGUGAUCACCACUGGGCAUGGAACAAACCACAUCAUCUCAUUUGAGAAACAAAACAGUCUACAGCAAUGGACCAGGCAAAUUCACGAUUCUACUGUGAAAGCUGUUCUUUCAAUAGAGAGGCAGUCGUUUAUUGCAGAGUGGAGAGAUCAGUAUGUGUACUUUUUACUGGACAUUCAGAAAGGAUUCGCAAUAUGCAGUCGCGACAACCUGGCCAACUGUCUGUGGACUAAGCCCUUCUCUGCUCUGAGGAGGUCUUCUGAUGAUGGGCACUCAAGACUUCGGCUAGAGUUUGCAGCUUUAGACUCACAAAUAACUGAAGUACAGGAAAUAGAGUUGGAAGACAUGCAGAUAGCUGUGUGCUGUAUGGAGUGCUUCCUUGCUGCUAAAGUUGCCACACUGGAUCCCAACUUUAUAUCUCGACUGGACAUCAUAGCUUAGCUGCAUGUCUACAAUGCAAAGACUUAUGAUAGUGUGUAUAAGAAACCUAUUGUUGUGAUUGACUCAUCUUAGACAAUAAGUUUGUACACACACAGUCUUAAUUUGUCUGCUAUAAUAAUUAA
Messenger RNA from Halichondria panicea, 1547 nucleotides. Its product is annotated as gamma-2-syntrophin-like. The transcript has 15 exons. Gene Ontology annotation, cellular component: dystrophin-associated glycoprotein complex; intracellular anatomical structure. NCBI's taxonomy places the organism in Eukaryota, Metazoa, Porifera, Demospongiae, Suberitida, Halichondriidae. Gene Ontology annotation, molecular function: protein binding; structural molecule activity. The record is from RefSeq and is a predicted model, not a curated record. Bases 82 to 1425 code for a protein of 447 amino acids.